AUGGAGAAAAGAGUUUUAGAACAAGCGUUGGACAGUCUCGAUACCUGGAUCAAGUAUUAUUUAAAUCAGAACUGGGAUACACUGGAAAAAUAUUGUCAAUUUGAUAUCAAUGAUUGUGAUCCUAAUCCUUGUCAAAAUGGCGGUAAAUGUGUCGAUGGAAUAAACAGUUACAGUUGUAUUUGCUCUAAUGGAUAUACUGGAACUCAUUGUCAGUAUACCAUUGAUGAUUGUGAUCCUAAUCCUUGUCAAAAUGGUGGUAAAUGUGUCGAUGGAGUAAACAGUUACAGCUGUAUUUGCUCUAACGGAUAUACUGGAACUCAUUGUAUGGUAAACAUUGAUGAUUGUGAUCCUAAUCCUUGUCAAAAUGGUGGCACUUGUGUUGAUGGUGUCAACUCUUACAUCUGUGUAUUUGUAGUGGGUCUUGGUCAAAAUUCAGAUUCUGGUUACAACUGUAUCUGUUCCAAUGAGUAUACUGGAGAAAAUUGUUCAGUAAAUAUCAACGACUAACCCAAUCCAUGUGAUAAUAAUGGCACUUACUAUCAAUCCAGUAUGUGUAAGUUUUAUUGUCAGUUAGAAGUUUGGAGACAGCAAGCAACAACAUGUGGUCUGUCCCUACCUGAGAUAGUGCCCCAGGACCCCACUUUGUCUAAUGAAGAACAGUGGAGAGCUGCAUUGAUUGAACAAGAAAAGUUUAGAGUUAUUUGGUUGGAGGAAGCAAAACAACGUGGUCUUACAUUUCCUUCAGACGCACAGGCACCAAUAUUUGAUAAGACAAAACAAAAGUACUGA
Messenger RNA from Gigantopelta aegis, 789 nucleotides. RefSeq names its product fibropellin-3-like. Gene Ontology annotation, biological process: heterophilic cell-cell adhesion; establishment or maintenance of epithelial cell apical/basal polarity. The record is from RefSeq and is a predicted model, not a curated record. Gene Ontology annotation, cellular component: plasma membrane; protein-containing complex. Gene Ontology annotation, molecular function: calcium ion binding. NCBI's taxonomy places the organism in Eukaryota, Metazoa, Mollusca, Gastropoda, Neomphalida, Peltospiridae.